AUGGCAGUAAAAUCGGUUGCAGUUAUUGCAGGUGUGGGUGCUGGCACUGGAGCCUCGAUCGCCCGCAAAUUUGCCCAAACGUACAGUGUCGCCCUCCUGGCGCGAAGUGUGGCUAGUUAUCAGACUCUCGUCCAAGAAAUAAGUAGCAGUGGCGGGAACGCCAUGGGCGUAAACACAGACGUCACAAGCGAUGCGAGCGUGAAGAACGCCUUCGCGGAAAUAUCGAAAGCAUUUCCUGGCGCGCCACUCGCGGCUGCGAUCUAUAAUGUUGGGGGGGGUUUUGUGCGGAAGCCCUUUCUCGACCUUUCGCAGGAGGAUUUCACUGCUGGCUACGAGAGCAAUGCCAAGGGCGCCUUUCAUUUCUCCCAGGCCGCGCUGCCUUUACUCCUGAAGUCUGGAGAUCUAGAGCAUCCUCCGACUCUCAUUUUCACUGGUGCUACCGCAAGCCUCAAAGGUUCCUCCCUAUGCGCAUCAUUCGCGACGGGAAAAUUUGCUAUGCGAGCCCUGUCCCAGUCACUCGCAAGGGAAUUUGGUCCUCAGGGAAUCCACGUUUGCCAUGCUAUCAUCGAUGGCAUUAUUGAUGUCGAGCGCACAAAGGGCUUCAAAUUUGACGCUCCCGACGCAAAAUUGGACCCUAAUUCGGUUAGUUUGAAUGCCGAAGUUUCAGUGUCAUAG
Messenger RNA from Histoplasma mississippiense, 675 nucleotides. RefSeq lists its product as hypothetical. The record is from RefSeq and is a predicted model, not a curated record. NCBI's taxonomy places the organism in Eukaryota, Fungi, Ascomycota, Eurotiomycetes, Onygenales, Ajellomycetaceae. The transcript has 4 exons. The coding region runs from base 1 to 675 and encodes 224 amino acids.